UGUGCUGGUGUUGUUCAUAUUGCUAUGGUAAUGGAAGAGCUUGCAAACUGUUUGGAUAUUAACGUUUCAUGGCUUUUUAGCGGCCUCGGCAAUGCCAUCAUCCCCAAGCAGGCUAAGCAAUUUCACAAGCCGAAGAGCAUUUUGCCGGAACACUAUCUUAAAGAAGUUCGACCGCCCACGUACAAAGGUAAACCUCUGAAGAUUGAAUUUAGCAUGACCGUUGUCGAUAUAAAUUCUAUAAACGUAGAAGACAUGGAUUUCAGGAUGGACAUGUUUCUGCGGCAGCAAUGGACAGACACCAGAUUGCAGAUCCCAGAGGAGAUCUUUGAAUACGGAGACGAAUACGUGACAUUGCCAACGCAUAUCUUUAACAACCUGUGGCAGCCGGACUUGUACUUCCUAAACUCCAAAGUUGUCGAAAUUGCUACGCUGACCCACAAGUUUUCUUCGGUGACACUUUACAGGAACAAGACGGUUCGAUACUCGGCUCGAAUGCACGCCAUCGUCGCCUGUCAAAUGGAAUUCCAAUAUUACCCAAUGGAUAUACAGAUUUGUCCCUUGAGUAUCGAAAGCUUUUCUUAUGAUAACAGCAAAAUGGGUUUGAAGUGGUCGGAUACAGGAGUCGUGGUCAGUCCAGAACUGAAGCUGCUUCAAUAUCAUAUAGCCAAGCCUCUAGUCCUGGAAGAGAGCGAUAUCUACACCAACGAGAAGAACGGCAAUUUUUCUAGGCUCGUAGUUAACUUUAGAUUCGAACGACAGAUAGGUCACCAUCUCAUCCAGACCUUCGCACCAUCAACUUUGGUAGUGGUGGUUUCCUGGUUCAGCUUCUGGUUAAGCUUGGAUGCAGUUCCUGGUCGCGUCACCCUCCUAGUCACCUGUCUUCUAACUCUAGUAACCAUGUUCACCGGUUUAAGAAGCGAUAUUCCACCAGUGGCUUACGUCAAGGCCAUAGAUCUCUGGAUGGCCGGAUGCAUGAUUUUCGUCUUCUCUGCGUUGAGUGAAUUUGUUAUAGUGAAAGUAUUGGAGGAGAGGUAUAAAGUCUACAAGCAGAAGGAACUAUCAGAGGCGAACAUCGCAACGCAAUGGUGUACGACUUUGGCAAAAUCUGGAAAAUCCACAUAUACACACGAACCCAACACUUGGUUACCGCUUUGCUGGAAAACGAAAAAUGGAGUGGAAAAGGUGUUGUGGUGUGAAAUAGACCGAAUGUCCAGAUCGAUUUUUCCCGUUCUCUUUCUCAUAUUUCUGGUGGUCUAUUGGCCUCUGUUGAUCACCGGCAAAUCCAGUCCGAUUCUGAUAGUUUAGUGAUUUUCAGCGAAGUCUUUAUAUAAGGCAAACUACUUUCUAUUAACAACUUUAGU
Nicrophorus vespilloides is the source of this 1361-nucleotide messenger RNA. RefSeq names its product glycine receptor subunit alpha-4 (gene alka). Gene Ontology annotation, cellular component: neuron projection; membrane; synapse. Bases 25 to 1305 code for a protein of 426 amino acids. NCBI's taxonomy places the organism in Eukaryota, Metazoa, Arthropoda, Insecta, Coleoptera, Silphidae. Gene Ontology annotation, biological process: regulation of membrane potential; signal transduction; chemical synaptic transmission. The transcript has 9 exons. Gene Ontology annotation, molecular function: neurotransmitter receptor activity; chloride channel activity; extracellular ligand-gated monoatomic ion channel activity. The record is from RefSeq and is a predicted model, not a curated record.